Penicillium macrosclerotiorum is the source of this 2169-nucleotide messenger RNA. Its product is annotated as J domain-containing protein. Lineage: Eukaryota; Fungi; Ascomycota; Eurotiomycetes; Eurotiales; Aspergillaceae. The transcript has 5 exons. Gene Ontology annotation, molecular function: RNA binding; transmembrane protein transporter activity. The record is from RefSeq and is a predicted model, not a curated record. Gene Ontology annotation, biological process: SRP-dependent cotranslational protein targeting to membrane; post-translational protein targeting to endoplasmic reticulum membrane. Bases 1 to 2169 code for a protein of 722 amino acids. Gene Ontology annotation, cellular component: Sec62/Sec63 complex.
AUGUCAUCAGACUACACCUAUGAUGAACAGGGACAAUUCUUCCCCUUCUUCAUCUUGACCUUGAGCGGCUUGGUCACUCUUCCACUCACCUACAACCUCCUCCGCCCAAGCAAAGGUGAGACUCUGCAGAUCACCUCGGUCCUGGACAUUGGACGCGUCUUGUACCAGAAUACUGACUUGAGGACUCUCAAAGAGUUGGAAAACACUGCCCCUCGUAUCAUAUCCGACUUUAAACCCCAGCAUGCGGACCUCGUCGAGGCGCAGAAGCGCAAGCGACUGCGCAAGGAGCGCCGCAUCAAGCGCAUCGUCACAGUAAUCAUCGGCUACAUUGUCAUGGCAUGGAUGGUGUAUUUGAUCAUGGUGACCGCUCGAUCGGUCGCUAAAGUAUAUGAUCCAUAUGAAAUUUUGGGCGUCUCACGGAGUGCUGAUGAAAAAGCUAUUUCCCGACACUUCAAGCGUCUCUCGCUCAUUUAUCACCCCGACAAAAUUCGCCCCGACCCCGCCAAGAAUGAAACCAUGGACACGCUCAACCAGCGCUUCGUGGAGCUUACCAAGGCGUACAAGGCGUUGACCGACGAGGAAAUCCGCAACAACUACCUUCAAUAUGGUCACCCCGACGGAAAGCAGAGUUUCAGCAUCGGUAUUGCGCUCCCCAAGCUCAUUGUGAUGGAGGGCAAUGGAAAGUACGUUCUUCUGGUUUACGGUGCCCUGCUGGGUGUUCUAUUGCCUUAUAUUGUCGGCAAGUGGUGGUAUGGCUCGCAGCGGUACACCAAGGAGCGGGUUCUUGUUGCCAGCGCUGGCAACAUCUUCCGCGAAUACAAGGAAGAUAUCACGGAUGGUGGCAUCAUCAAUGCGCUGUCCUCGGGGGAGGAAUUCAACGAGAUGCUCAAGGGUGCUCGUGCUGAAUCAGGCCUCGCAAAACUGGAGAAGAGAGUUCUGGCUGAGGAAUCAACUUUUCUUUCUGCCAAGGACCGCGAGACUCUUAAGCAAAUGGACAACUCGUCCCGUCGGAAGGCCCUGGCUUUGCUCUGGGCUUAUCUGGGUCGCAUUGAUCUGGGCGAUGAGACACUUGACUCUGAGAAAUAUGAAGUUGCCCCGAUGGCCCUAUCUCUGGAAGAAGCGUUCAAUUCGAUCUCUUUGGCAUUUGGUAACCUCCGACCGAUUAUCGGUGCAUUCCAAACUUCUCAAAAUUUGAUCCAGGCUGUGGCCCCCGGUUCUUCGCCACUUUUGCAGCUACCUAACUUCACUGAGGCUGUCGUCAAGUCUGUGGAGGGCGAACAUGCCAAGGAGCACUUCAGCGUGCAGAAGUUCAUGAAAAUGACCGAAGAGGAACGCCGCAAGCUUACAGUGGGUGCCGGUCUUCUGUCUGAAAAGCAAUACACCGACGCCGUCUCGGUGGCACGGCAAUUGCCUGCCUUGGAAGUUUCUAAGGCGUUCUUUAAGGUCAUGGGCGAGAAGGUCAUCACCCCAAGCAGUCUGGUACAACUGGUCGUGAAGGCACGGUUCAUCCCUCCUGGAUGCACCGAAGCGCCGGCUGUGAACGAGCUGGACCUGGAGGACAUCGACCCAGAUGAGGAAGAUCUAGAUGCUCUGAUGGGCCGCAAGCCGGCGAAGAACCGCGCAACCAAGCUCGUCGACGGCAAGAAGGUUGAGACCAAGGUCGAGACUGUCCAGCCACCGCUCGCGCACGCUCCCUACUUCGCCCGUGAUCACUCCCCGCGCUGGCACAUUUUCCUGGCCGACGCCAAGCAGGGCAAGAUGGCCGUACCGCCGUUCACCUUCACCACCUUCGAUAAGCCGAUCCUCGACGAGGCCGGCAAGCCUACAUUCAAUGUGCAAACGCUUAAGAUGCAGUUCCAAGCACCUCCCCAGGUCGGCGACUUCACUUUCGUCAUGCACAUGGUUUGCGAUAGCUACUUGGGCCUGGACACUAAGAUGGAAAUCACCUUGCACAUCGACGAUCCUGCCAAGGCGGCCGCACUGGAGGAGGACGACGAUAUCAGCGAACCGGAUGAGGACUCCAUCGCCGGCCAGAUGCACGCGCUCAAAACUGGCCAACCGCCAAAGAAGACGCGGAAGGCAUCCGAGGACUCUAGUGAUGAGAGUGACACUGAUGGCGACGUAGGCGAUACCAGCGACACCAACACAGAGACGGAGGAUGAGGAUUGA